Aplysia californica (California sea hare) is the source of this 3656-nucleotide messenger RNA. RefSeq names its product BTB/POZ domain-containing protein 6. The coding region runs from base 633 to 2075 and encodes 480 amino acids. Gene Ontology annotation, molecular function: protein binding. Gene Ontology annotation, cellular component: cytosol. Gene Ontology annotation, biological process: neurogenesis. The transcript has 8 exons. The record is from RefSeq and is a predicted model, not a curated record. NCBI's taxonomy places the organism in Eukaryota, Metazoa, Mollusca, Gastropoda, Aplysiida, Aplysiidae.
UUAUUAUUCUGGAUCUGCAGAUCUUAGUGAGUGACGAGUUUCGGCGAGUGAACCGAAUAUCCGUAUUUGUUACUCGGAUUUUACCCCCCGUCCUGUACGAUUUGCACCUGAACGCUCGUAGCGCAGGCCCGUGUGAAAAGGCUUUGACGUCCUCGCCUCAGAGCCCAGACCGCCUCUGUCGGACAUACAUCGUUUCUUUCCUGUUAGGCUAGAUCUAGAUCUCUACCUGUGGAGUUAACAACUUCCAUCUAGACUUUGUACUGCUGUCUCUGUAGAUGUACACACAACAGGCGUUGUAUUUCGUACCAAGUCACACUGGUGUGAAAAAAGCCUUUAGUUCUCUGUUCGAGACACGACUCACCGUAAGAAGUUAAAAGUGGAUCUUGUCCAGCAAGGAUCUGUUACGUCCAAUCUUCUCCGUCUUCAAUAUUGAGAGGGUUGUGCUUCGUCGUCGUGAUUAGAGGACUUUUAACGUUCCUUCGAAUUGAAACUAGCAGCAUCAAUCCUGAGAAAACAGAUUGAAGCAGAAGCAUCUACCACAGCGUUCCUGAAUCUUCUAGAUAUUAGAUUUUUUUGUGUAAUUGUGUUCCCUUCAACCCGCCAAAAUUCCGUCGCCACCAUCUCCCGGUACCAUGGCAGAGCGGGCAGCACCACCGGUUUACCCGGGGCUGGAAGAAGCAACGUUGGCAGACAAGGCCUCCAACAACUCUGAUAACUCUGAUGACAGUGGAGUAGUUGACUGGAAAGAUCCAAAGUCUGUUCUGGAAAGGAAUCGGCACAUGCUUGUCAGUCAGAUGUCAUGUGAUGUGAUGUUUGUCGUUGGAGAGAAGAAAGAAAGACAGGGAGCGCACAAAUAUGUGUUGUCCAGCCGCAGUGACGUGUUCAGACACAUGUUUGCUGGACCCGAGGGGAUCAAGACAGAGUUUGAAGUGCCUGAUAUUUCAGGUGACCACUUUUGGGAAAUGCUGAGGCAUAUUUAUUGUGAGGAACAAAAACUUCAAGUCAUGAAUGUCGUGGGCAUUAUGUAUGCUGCUGACCACUAUGAUCUGAUUGACCUGAAGAGAGCCUGCAAGAAAUUCCUGCAAGCUAAUCUUGAAAUUGAAAAUGCCUGCUACCUACUGAUGGAGGUUCGUAACUAUGGUUACCCUGAGGAAGAGAAAGAAAUUAUUGCCUACAUCAGGAAAAAUGCAGAGGAUGUGUUCAAGACAGUUGGAAUGGGCCAGCUUAGCAGAGAGCUUCUGAAUGAGCUGCUGACACUGCCUGGGCUUGACGUUGAUGAGAAGACCAAGAAAGAGGUCACUGAUAGCUGGGCCAAGAACCACUGCGAAGAGCUGAAGAGAGAGGUCAGCAUAGAGAAUGUGAUGGACUCACUGCAGGACUGUCUCUACGUCUACAGGGACGACAGUGCCAGUCACAGGUACGUGAUGGACAGUGUCACCACACGCUCCAUCUUUGAAGAACCGGAAGAGCCAGUCACGCCACCUACCCCAGAACCUGUAAGCAAUGGAGUGGAUGAGACUGAUGGCAUGUCCACAGUGUCGUCGACCUCAAGCAUGAGGUCAAGGUCAUCUGUGCACACGUACUCGCGUCUUCCCAGUUGUAACAUGUGGCCAGAUCUUGAGCAGGUCACAAGACUGCAGGAGGUCCACGGUUCCGACCAGAAUGAUGCUAUGAUGGCUGACGCAUUUUCCUUCACGGUAGAUCAGAACAUUUACUUGUUCGGCUUCAGUAUCUACGGCCCUAAAAAGGAAGCAGAAGGCAAGUAUCAGAUAGACACAAUACUCUCCCGGAAGAAGAAAGAUGUUGUCAUGGAAACGAUAAACAUCAAAGGUGCUGGUAUCAUCUUGCCCGUGAUGUUCGAACGUCCAGUCAAAGUUGACAAAGGCUUGCCAUAUACAUUGGAGAUUUACAUCAAAGGACCCUCCUCGCAUAUGGGGUCUAGUGGACAGAGCAAGAUUCAACAUGGACCCAUUUUGUUCACAUUCAGUGAUGCAGCUAAAGUCAAAAGGAACAGGUCAAAUGUCUCCAAGGGACAGAUCCCGCGUCUAUACUUCAUGCCCAGGAAUAAAAAGUAAAUUCUUUUUUGUGUGUGUAUGUGUCUUGUCAGUAUGUACCCUAAUGAUUUGGUUUGAAAAAGUAAAGUGCACGUUUACAUGUGUUGUGACUUCCACCAAAAGUGCAUAGCCCUUUGCAGGACUUAGCUGUAGUCAGCGCAGUAAAUUCUUAUGAUAUUUAUGUUUCUACUGCCAUUUUUAUAUAAUUCACAAAAUUUUUUUAAUGAAAUGUUUACAGAAAAGCGCUGAUUUGUUUUUUAGGUUCCGGAAAUUUGUUGUACAAUUGGUUCCUUCUUACUCUUUGAUAGGGGUACCAUUGACCUUUCUUGAAUAGUCACUUUUUCUAUGAGGUCAAUAUUGGUGCAAAUGUAAUAUAUUAUACUUUUGGUAGCUUUCUACACAGGGUGACGGUUUGUUUUAAAAGCAAUAUGACUUGUGAUUUAUUGACACGUUUCUAUGGUGUAGCCUUAGCACCAGGUACUUACCAUGUUUUUCGUGAAGGCUUUUGUGUCUCAUCAGAAUGGAAACGUGUACAACUGCAUCUGUCUUCUCAAAUGUGCAUGAUACUUUUACUGUUGAAUAUUUACAAACAGUUAUAUGUAUAUGCAUGAGUGUGUGUGUUUGUAUGUCUGUAUGUGUGUUUGCCUGUGUACUGCAUGUACAGGUGUGAGUGUAUGAGUGUGUGUGAGACUGGGUAUAUAUGUUUGUGUGUGCGGAUGAGUGUGGGAUAAAUGUUUGUCUGUGUACAUGAAAUAGUGAAAAGACAUUUUGAACAGACAAGUUCUUUUGUUCAUUUAUUGUCUUUGACUUCUACAAGGAGCAGCAGUGAUUGGCAGAGUAUUGUGUCUAUCAUUUAUAUUUUUAUUGUGUCUUGAAGGAGGCAGCUGGAAGGACCAUGUCUGUUGAUCUUACCAUCAUUCCCUUUGAACGGUUGUGGCAAUCUACCUAGUGCUGGUCAUUCUUCCUCUUCACCUUUGUGCCUUAGAUCUUGCUUAUUGUGACAAUCGGUUUAUACUCAACUCUGACCAUUGUUAGCUGAAACAGUGCCUUUUGGUUUAAUAGAUGGGGAGAAAAUGACUCAGUGUGUGUUUACUCUAAUGAUAGUUCAGACAUUUUCCUUUCACAUUUCAUUUGGGUAUUAUAAAUUCUGUUCUAAUUAGGGAGAACGUCAUUUAGUUGUUUCCUUUCAUUUUUUUGCCUUUGUAAUGCUGAAAGUGACUUUGGUACUACCCAUUAUUGUAUAAUUCAUAUUGAUUGAUCUGAUCUGAUUGAUGAAUACACAAUUUGUAUUUAAUUUGAAAUGUUAUAAUGGACCAGUGGGACUUCUGGGGUUCUCUACAUUGCAGUUUACUUCAUUCCUUUAGUGCUCCCUGCUGUGGCCCUUAAAAAGAAGGGCACCAAGACUGUAGAUUCAUUAUGCGCUUAUUGCUCAUCAUAUCAUAUGACUUGAGGGCCUGCAUCAUGCCUUAGAGUCCAGCCUGAAUUGUUUCAUUACCAUCUUGUUUCUUGAAACAAGUUUGCUUUUGUGUUCCACGGUAAAAGAUUUCAAAGUUUUAAGGUUAGCCUCAUAUUAUCUAGUUGUUUUCUCCUUUAUGAAAAAAA